Messenger RNA from Bactrocera oleae (olive fruit fly), 2191 nucleotides. It is a transcript of the gene Ppt2, whose product is annotated as palmitoyl-protein thioesterase 2. The record is from RefSeq and is a predicted model, not a curated record. Lineage: Eukaryota; Metazoa; Arthropoda; Insecta; Diptera; Tephritidae. Gene Ontology annotation, molecular function: thiolester hydrolase activity; palmitoyl hydrolase activity. Gene Ontology annotation, cellular component: lysosome.
AUUAGAAUUGUUAUAUGUAUACUGGUAUAUUAUUACAUUUAAUACCGCUAUAUGUUAUUAAAAAUGUAAAUUGUAUAUUUUUGAGUAUCUUAAUAUUUUCCUCAUAUACAAAUUUUCAAAAUGUUUUUAUUAUUCUAUGCAUACAUAUUUGCAUAUUACAUAUAAAAAAUAGAUAAUAGAAUUCAAAUUUUUAAACGAAUGGUAUAUAUUCAUUUGAACCCGAGCGCUCUUGCAACCGUUCAAAGAAUUUGAAAGUGAAAAGGAAUACUGAAAACGGUAGCAGCGAGCUGUUACGAGCAAGAACACAAAGCAAGCCACCCGAGCACGAGUGGCACGGUCGGUUCGUCUUUCCUCGUCGUCCCCUCGCCAGCAAUAGACCAGUUUGGGUUACAAAAGAGUCUGCGUGUAAACUGCCACUUUACUGUCCAAAAUAAUUUGUAGAAUUGAAAAAUGAAGUACCAAAAUUUUAGAUUACUGGCAACCAGGAUAUUAGGAGUAUUAUUCUGCCAAUCAUUUGUAAUAUUCUGUAUCUUUUGGUAAUAUUGACAGCGAUAAUCGCGACUAUAUCUGUUGCCAGCCGAGUUUAUAUGUUAGCAGUGGCAGUCUCAAUUGCUAAUGUUGACUUCAAAAUCCUUAGUCACACGGUCAAUAUUUAUGGUGAUAUAUGAAUCGUAAUGCAUAUUGAAGCUUAAUGAACAGGGAGUGAAUGUUACACGUUCGAUAUAAAUAAUGUCAGUAUUAAUUCGAAAUAAAUCGAGUUUUUGAAACAAAUAUAUUAAACAAUAGUUUUGCCUUAUUAUUUGUUUAAUUUUUUGUUCGGUGUUUAUUUAUAACAUGGGCUGAACAAGAGUUGUUAUGGUUUCAAACCAAAAAAAAAUCAAUGGAAACAUGGAAUCAAAAAAAUUCCAGCUACUAUUGUAAGGAAUUCACCGGAUCUUUGAAAAGAGUAGAAUUUAUAUAUACGUGUAAACAAAUAAUACAAUUAAACAAAAUUCGGAUUUUUUAAAUUAUUUUCAAUAUUUUGUUUUGUCGUAUCGUGAAUUUACAUACAAAAUGUCUUAGAUGAUGUGUUUAAUUUGAACGUUUAAUGUGCGAUCCGCGAACCGGAUUUCAACAUAUUUAUAUAAAUAUUGUGAUGUGGAUCGUAAUAAAUAAAUAAUGCCUGCUACACUUUCAAUAUAUAUCGGGAUACUGGAUCGCGUUGAAUUUAUAUUGAACGUGUAGCAGACUCGUUUAAUUGUGAGAAGAGUAUUCUAUAAUGAAACUAUUUUUAUUGUUUUUAUUCGAAUUAAUAUCGAACGGGGCUGCAUACAAGCCGGUGGUUUUGCUUCAUGGUAUCUUAUCAGGACCUGAAAAAAUGAUUGCACUAGUUGAAGAAAUUGAAAAGGCCCACCCUAAAACCAAGAUCUACAACUUUGAUAAAUAUGAUGGAUGGUCUAGUUUGGAAAAUACUUGGCGGCAAGUUAUAGAGUUUCGCAACUUUUUGGAGGUAAUUGGAACGAAACAUCCCGAUGGUAUCAACGUAGUAGGAUACUCUCAAGGGGGACUUAUAGCUCGGGCUGCUAUUCAAACUCUUCCUUUUCAUAAAAUUUAUACUUUCAUUUCACUUUCAGCACCACAGGCUGGCCAAUUUGGAGCGAAUUUUCUGCACCUUGUGUUUCCGGAUUUGGCAGCAAAUACCGCUUAUGAGCUUUUUUAUUCCAAAAUUGGACAGCACAUAUCAAUAGCGAAUUACUGGAAUGAUCCGUUAGAGCAAGAUUUAUACCAUAAAUUUAGCAAAUUUUUGCCAUUAAUAAAUAAUGAAAUUCAAACAUAUAAUUCUAGCCAGUUCAAAAACACUUUACUUCGUUUAAAUAAAAUGAUUUUAAUAGGAGGUCCAAAUGAUGGCGUAAUUACCCCUUGGGAAUCUAGUCACUUCGGAUAUUUUAAUACAACAUUGAAUGUAAUACCUCUACACAAGCGACCAAUAUACAUUGAAGAUGCAAUUGGCUUGAAAUCUCUCGAAAAUAAUGGCAAAUUAAUAGUAGUCAUCAAGCCAUUUGUCCAUCAUCUUACAUGGCAUACGAAUCGACGAGUAAUACAAGAAGUAAUUAUUCCAUAUUUGGAUUAAAUAUUUUAAUUUUACAUUACAACCCUAAUUUUGUACAUAAAAUCUGUUUACGAAAUGCAUGGAUAUUUAUUAGUCAGCAGA